GUCAGAAUUAAAUUUAAACUAAAUUAGAAUGGCAAGUGUAGACGUUUUUGACAUUUUGAAUAAAGUCAGAGAAGCUCUCAAGAAAAGAGGCGCAAGAACCAUUGCAGGACUUGGAAGAACCUUCAGAGCCUUAGACUCAUACGACGGAAACAAGAAAGUUGAUGCAGAAGAGUUCAGUGUUGGACUUAGAGAGAAUGGAGUCGACUUGACCCAAGAAGAAGCUGAUGCUUUGUUGACCUACUUUGAUAAGGACGGUGAUGGCAAUGUAUGCUUUGAUGAGUUCCUUGUCGGAAUCAGAGGAAGAAUCAACGAAAGAAGAGAUGCUAUCGCACUAAAAGCUUUCCUCAAGUUUGCUAAAGAUUGCUCCGGAGAAAUCACAGUUGAUGAUAUGAGAGGUGUUUAUACUACGGAAUUCCACCCUAAAAAACAAAGUGGAGAGAUGACCGAUGAUGAGAUCUUCCUCGACUUCCUCUCCAACUUCGGAGACAAGAACAACGACGGUAUUAUCACCAAGGAAGAAUGGAUUGAGUACUACUCAGCUGUCUCAUCAAACAUCGACAAUGAUGAUCACUUCAUCUUGCUGAUGAGAAACGCCUGGCAGCUAGAUUAA
Molecule: messenger RNA, 610 nt
Organism: Moneuplotes crassus
Lineage: Eukaryota; Ciliophora; Spirotrichea; Euplotida; Euplotidae
Source: the annotation of a GenBank genome assembly